Molecule: messenger RNA, 2734 nt
Organism: Eriocheir sinensis (Chinese mitten crab)
Lineage: Eukaryota; Metazoa; Arthropoda; Malacostraca; Decapoda; Varunidae
Gene: Cyt-b5
Product: cytochrome b5-like
Exons: 4
Coding region: 16-516 (166 amino acids)
Cellular component (GO): membrane; intracellular membrane-bounded organelle
Molecular function (GO): heme binding
Source: RefSeq, a predicted model, not a curated record
UGCUGCGCCGACGCAAUGACGCAACAAGACAGUGUUCCUGAGGGCGUCGAGGAGGGAGGAGCACCACGCCGCCGCACCGCCCGCACCACCACCACCAUGUCCGAAGGCAAGGAGAGCGCGAGUCCCCUGAAGGUGUACACGCUGGAGGAGGUGGCCAAGCACAAGACGCCGGAAUCCUGCUGGUUUGUGAUCCACGACAAGGUGUACGACGUGGCCAAGUUCCUGGACGAGCACCCAGGCGGGGAGGAGGUGCUACUGGAGCAGGCGGGGAAAGACGGCACGGAGAACUUUGAGGAUGUCGGCCACUCCACUGAUGCUCGGGAGAUGAUGGCGGAGUACUGCAUUGGGGAACUGUGCGAGGAGGAUAAGAAACACACCAAGGACAAGGGACCCAAGGCAUGGACAUCAGAUAACGACUCAAACCAAAGUGUGUGGCGGGGUUGGCUGCUGCCCGUGGGAAUCGCCUGCCUUGCCUCCCUCCUCUACAGGAUGUACGCCCUCCCCAACACAAGCUAAUGGUCACCCCACCCUUGCCUUACGCCCUAACACCUAUGUCAACUCUCCUCCUCAUCUCUCGGUUACUCGGUUUCUCUUCCUCCCUCCCUCACUUACUCCCUUAUAUUGCUUUCUUCUUUUUGUAAUAAACUGUUAAUGUUCAUCCUUAUCUUUGCCGUAUGGCCUGACACCUAUGUUGGGUCUUCUCCUUAUCCUCUCGUCUAUUCUAUCUCUCCCUCCCUUUCUUCUAUACUGCGUUCUUGUUAUCUCCUUCACUAGUUAAUGUUUAUCCUUAUCCUAACUCUCCUUCUCACUGUUGCCAGAUUAUUGUACUCAGAGCAUAGGUUUCUGUCGCCUAACUAUUGCCAAGAAACAUCAGGAUCUAACUCUUUUAACGAUAACUAUAAGUGGGUUUCGUUAUUGGAGCCCAGAAUACAGUUUAGGAAGUCAGGAAAUAUAAGCGGCCGAGUACGACAGUCUGGCAACGUUGGUUCUUCUUGUUACUCUCUCACUCCUUUCCAUAUUGCUAUUUUGCUAUGCCCAAUAUUGUCUGCAUUCCUCGAUCUUAACCUGAUUCGUCUCUUAUAGUAAAAGAGUUAAGGUUUAUCCCAAUUCUUGCCUUAUGAUGUUAUACGAUUGUUGGUUCUCCUUCUCCUUCUCUUCCUUCUCCGCACUCCCUGACUCCCAUAAUGGUUCAGGCGAUCUUGUUCUUGGGUAAUUUUCUUCCUUUCCUUCUUUCUCCUUCUCUUAAAUUCUUGCUUGUUCUCCUCCUCCUCUUCCUCUCUGUUCCUCUUUUUUUCUCUUCCUCCUCCUCCUAUGUUCUUGCUGGUUCUCUUCCUCUUUGUUCCUCUUUCUUUCUCCUUCUUUUAUGUUCUUGCUUGUUCUUCCCCACCUCCUCUCUGUUCCUCCCUCCUUCCCUCCCUCAUUUCCUUGUUGGUUCAGCUCAUCAAGUUCUUGGGUAACUUUCUUCCUUUCUCUCCUUCUCUUAUGUUCUAGCUUGUUCUUCCCCUCCUCCUCCUCUCUGUUCCUCCUUCCUUCCCUCCCCCAUUUUCUCUUAGUUAUUGGGUAGUUAGUUAUGUUACGUUGUUUCUUCCUCCUCCUCUUCCUCCUCCUCCUCCUGUUCCUCCUUCUCCUCAGCUACUCUCUUACUUCCUCUCCUCAAUCUCCUAGUUCUGAGUUGACCAUUCCUCUUCCUCCUCCUCCUUCUUCUUCCAUAAUCCCAUCGUCCACCCCCCUAUCCCCACCCCCUAAAUCUUCCACCACCACCACCACCACCGCCGCCGCAAGCACCACCACCACCAGGGGCCACAUCGCUGACUUCCUCUUCCUCCUCGUGUGACCUUAUGUGACCUCAAGAUGACCUGGGAUGGGAAUAGAAGAAAGUGUGAUGAGUGAGUGUGUUAGUUUGUGAUUGUGUGUGAGUGUGUGUUUAUAUUCUUGCCUUUGUUAAGUUGUUCAGAUCGGUGCAGCUCAUUGUAAGUUUUGUUUUUUAUCAUAUUAUUAAAGUGUUGUAUUGCUUAUUGGGUUUAUUUUAUUAUGUUUACUCUUGAGGCGUUAAUAUGUGAGUGCAUAGUAAUAAGAUAAGGGAGAGAUUGUAAUUAAAAUAGUCCUUGUAAUAAUUUAGCGACAGUAGAGUAGAGAGAGAGGGAGAGAGAAUUAAGUUAAUGUCAAAAUCAAAAUGAGUAAAAAAAGGGAGAGAAGGAGGAGAGAGAGAGAGGAGGAAAGUAGAAUAAUGAAGACCAAAGGAAUGAAUGAAGGAAAGAAGGGAGAAGAGAAUAAUAAGGAGGAGAGAGUGAGGAAAGAAGAAUGAAGACUAAAGAAAUGAAUGAAGGAAAGAAGGGAGGAGAAGAGAGUAAUAUUUUUUGUGAGGAGAAAAGUAGAAUAGAGUAAAUGGAGAGAGAGAGUGAAGGAAGGGAGAAAGGGAGAAGAGAGGAACGGAGAAUAAUAUUUUUUUGUAUCGUUUGCAUGUAAGGUUAUGAGUGUUGGUAAGUGUGUUAUGAUGAUAUACUAUUCUUAUACAACCAUUACUACUACUACUACUACUACUACUACUACUACUACUACUACUACUACUACUACUACUACUAUUUUUACUACUACUACUACUAUUGCAGCUGCUACUCUUCUCGCAUAAAAGCGGUCAUCUUCAUACUGGGUUAUUGUAAUGUAAUGUAAUGUAAACUAAGAGUAUUAUAAAUAUAUACAUAAUACAAAGAUGAAAUAUAUGUAUGAGAAUGUG